Micromonas commoda is the source of this 6465-nucleotide messenger RNA. RefSeq lists its product with no specific name. The transcript is spliced from 2 exons. Gene Ontology annotation, molecular function: GTPase activator activity; small GTPase binding. Lineage: Eukaryota; Viridiplantae; Chlorophyta; Mamiellophyceae; Mamiellales; Mamiellaceae. Gene Ontology annotation, biological process: nucleocytoplasmic transport; activation of GTPase activity. The record is from RefSeq and is a predicted model, not a curated record. Gene Ontology annotation, cellular component: perinuclear region of cytoplasm; cytosol; nucleus. The coding region runs from base 1 to 6465 and encodes 2154 amino acids.
AUGUGGACGCACGGCCGGGGCGGUCACCCGGCGCUUCCGGCUCUGGCCCGUGUUGCCUUAACCUUGUCUUCAGACGCUUACGGUUAUUACAUUCACUGCAAUGAAACUUUUUUCCCUAAAGGAAAACUAAUUUCCUUGGAGUUAUCUUGUCUAUUUGCGCAUACGACGAGAGCCUGCUCCUUGGGCAUGACCGCACCUCCCGGAGUGCACGUUCGGCUCGGGACCGCACUCCGAGGUCCGACUCCCGAGGAGGUCGAAUCCUUGGACGCGGUACGCGAAGAGGCGACGCGCAGGUACGUCGCUCGACUCGCGCCCAAGUCUGGGGAGCCCACGCACGGUAAUCGCGACAUACCGGACGAUGGCGUGGGGCAAGGGGAAGAAGACGGCCGCGUCGCGGCCGCGAAGGGCCGCGACGCGAAGAUAGAGAAGAGCGGACCCGCCGGAGGGAAGGCAUCCUCGGGAAACGGGGCGCUGACCAAGCGUUUCGACUCGCUCAAGAUUGGGGGGCAAGCCCGACGGGGCAAAAACGGGAGGUCCGGCUCGGCGCACGACAAACCCGAGCGAGGCCACGACGCGGGCGCGGGCGCGGACUCCGGCACGGCGCCAUCCAAGGUGAGCGUCGGGACUCUCAACGCGGAGGUGCGCCGCGCCGCUCGCGCGUACAUAGAGCGUCGUGAAUCGGAGUUUUGGAUCGAGGCUAAAACUCGCGAGGCUGGUGCUGUUGAACGCAGCGCGCAGAGGGUCUUGAACAACGAGUUACUCGAGGCUCGGCUGCGCGCCUGGCCGCUGGCCCGCGUACUCGGGGAGGUGGAGUCGGCUUACAGGGCUGCGUUGAGCGAGCGCGAGGAAAACUGGCGACGCGGUGUAAGGAACGCGCCCAGGCCCAACUCAGCGCCCCAACCAGAGCCGGAUCUGAACCCCGCGGUGGACGCACGGAGGGACGUUAGCUUUGCCGAUCCCGAAGCGAUCGAGCCGGCGGAGGAACGCGAGGCCGAUCCUGAAGCCGCGCCAGAGCCAGAGGCUGACGCAGAGGCUGACGCAGAGGCUGACGCAGAGGCUGACGCAGAGGCUGACGCAGAGGCUGACGCAGAGGCUGACGCAGAGGCUGACGCAGAGGCUGACGCAGAGGCUGACGCAGAGGCUGACGCAGACGCCGAACCGGGGAUGGAAGCAGAGGUAACGCCCGAGGGUGAAGCCAAGGUUGAGUCCGACGCAGAGGCGCAGAGUGAGGCGGAACCCGAUUCUGAUGCAGAAGCUGAAGCCGAAUCCAAGCCAGAGCCCGACGCAGAAGCUGAAACCGAAUCCAAGCCAGAGCCCGACGCAGAACCCGAUGUAGAGGCCCAGGCUGAAUCCGAAUCUGAUGCCGAUGUUGAGCCUAAGACAGUUGCCGAUGCAGAGCGUUUCGAAGCUCCCUCGGGAGACAUUGCGUUGGGGUCUGAGUUUGAGUCGAUCCUUGAUCCACAACCCGAGCCCGUGGAACCCUCGCUCAAAACCUCAGAAGAGGAAUUACCGGAGGGUGUCGAACAUCGCUUCAUCGAUGACGACGACCUCGACCUCGAGAACAUUGAUCAACUCAUCUUUGAGACGGCGCGCUCGCUCGCUCGAGCGAGGCUGAGCCGCGGCUCCAAGAAGGUAACCUUCCGCGGCGACGAUAGCCGGGAGUCACGCAUCAGGGCGUCCAUCACAAAGCAGUAUAUCAAGACGAUUCAGGCGGGCGUGGGGUACACCGGUGACGCAGUGGACACCAAAAACCACCGCAAGUCUGACCUUGAGAUGCAGGGUCUCUUUGACAAGUGGGACACUGCGACGCGCAGGUCGCACGACCGGGACGGUGUUGGAUGGGACGCAAUCAAAAACAGGGGCAUAGUGGAAUCCAAGAAGAAGAUUGCACAUCGAUCAUCCGCUUCAAGCGAUGAUACCAAUGGUGACGGCUGUGUCAAUCGAGAAGUCACGGACGUGUACGCGGAAAGUUGCAAGGAGCGCCGGUGCAUUCCCAACACCCGAGCGUCACAAGGUUUGCAGAUGCGCGAGUGCAAUCUGUGUCAUGCGGGUCUGGGUGAUGAUGGCGUCGCGGCACUUUCAUUGGCGUUGCAGAUGUGUACUUCUGUGAUUAGCCUCGACCUGAGGGACAACAAGCUCGGAUCAGAGGGUUUCAGGGCAGUCGCGCACGGACUGUCGAAGAAUCCACACGUGAAGAUUUUAAACCUGUCAAACAACCCUGGACCCGGUCGCGACGGGGUCGCGGCUAUCGGGCGGGUGCUUGACCCUUCUUUCCUGGCUCAGCCCGCCGUCGUGGAACUGCGCCUCGCUAACUGCAACCUUUCAGACGCCGAGGGCGCGAUGCUGCUGCAUGCGAUGAGGAGUAAUGACAGCGUCCGCGUCCUGGACCUGUCCAACAACAAUCUUGGUCUGCAGACAUCGAGAGCUAUGCGUGCCUUUGUCGAGGAUAAUCACACGUGUGCUUACUUCGACUUGAGCGGCAACAGUUUUAACGCCGAGUGCGCGGGCGAGAUCUCGAGUGCCCUUUCACUGAGCCGCAGUCUGUCGUAUCUGUCCUUGGCUGCAAACGGUAUUGGCGAUGUCGGGGCUUCUCGCAUCGCAGAUAUGAUCGCCAAAAACAAAUCCAUUGAAGAUAUUGACCUGAGUUCUAUACGUAUGGGACCGGUGGGCGCUGCUGAGAUUGCUAAAGCGCUCGAGGGACAAAACGUGCAUCCCAUGCGACACGUAUACCUCGAUAACAACCCCAUGGGCGCCGAGAUUAGCCAGAGGCUUCUGUCGCUUUCACGACGGGCAGCCGGAGUCACGGUAUCGGAUGACAAUGUGGCUGGGGAGAAUGCGGAUCGGUUCCAAGUUGAAACCGUGACGCUCACUGGGGUCACGCUCGAGUCGCUGGAGUCCCGACUGGUCGCAGGAUUGAAGCGACGCGACGAGGAAAACAAAGCGGCGGUUGCCGCUGCCGGGAAAAAGCCAAAGAAGGGCAAGGGGAAGAAGGAAGGAGGCAAAAACGCAAAGAACGCGGACGCGACAGGGCUGAUUCUCGAGAGCAAGUUUGCUGCGAGCGGCUACGGCGCAUUCGAUCCCGAGCGGCCGGAUGGGCGCUACCGGCUGGACCUCGCCAAUCCAAUUGACCUUGACGUGGCGACCAAGCUGUGGACGAUGGAACGGGACACCGACGCUGCCGCAUCUUCGCAAUCAACGCAGAGCCACCGAAGGCAGCGCAUCGUCAACGUGAAAUACCAGGGCGACUGCAUGAGGGAUGAUCCGUUGGCCAUCGGCUGGCCGGACCACAUGCCCGCACACGGCAUCCUCGAGAUGGACUAUGUCACCCACGAGGGCGCGCCCGCUGGGUCUGAGCUCGUCUCCGCCGAUGACUUUGAGGGCCUUCGCAGGCGGGUCGCUCACCCGCUGGCCUCGCCGGAGGAGCGCCUUCGCAUAAUUCAGGACGUGGUGUGUCGCAACUUUUUCCUGCGACCCACCGACGCAGAGGCUCUGCUCUGGGAGAUGGAGAGUGGAGCAGAGCGCGUCGAGGCACUCGCAGCUAUGCUUCCGCGAAUCCUGUUUGACUCUCCUGGAGACGAUGUUCGUCGCAUGCUGCGGGGACUGACGCAGUCCGAACAGAUCAGGUUCAUGCGCCGCGUUGGAACAGCGGGCGCGCAUUACUCUGGACCCUUCAGUGAUAUAAAUCCCACCGGACACUACGAGCUCGAUUUAGGGAUUGCCGCGCAACGCGCAAUAGUUGUGAAACUUGCGGAGGUCAGUUUGAAAACUCAGGGUGAAGACGGUGGGGCUGAUGCAGUGGGGUCGUCCUCAAUUCCGAACUGGCGAAACGUAGCUUAUGACGACGUGUCCGUGGCUGUGGCGUGUUCCCUGCCUGAGAUUCCAGGCUCAUCGGGUCCUUGGAUCAAGCCCGCGCGGGACGUGCCUAAAUCAGGCAUCAUUCGGUUCGAUUACGUUGCGACCAAAAAGUCAUACCGUCAUCCAAAGACCAACGAAUACAUCGACGGCGACGCGCGACUGACCUCGGAUGAGGUCGAGCGGCUUCGCGACGAGCUCGCGCUCGAGGUGGGCCGUGGAAACCGGGCCGGUUACGUCGGCAGAGGAGGGAUCGGCGGCGGGGACACCAUGUGCGAUUUUAGGGCGGUCAUCGCCCAUCGAACAACGACGUGCGCAGAGGCGGCGAUGAUAGUCAGUCGCAUAAAUUGUGCCGAGACAAGAUGCGAGGCGGCCGUCGCGCUGUACGGUGUGUGCGUUGACGUCGACGAGGAAGAGUGGUGGCGAGUUGUGGCGCAGCUGGGUGGGGCAGAGCAAGCAAGGGUUUGUGCUAGGCUCGGUGUCUGGCCAAAGGCUCCUUCUUCCCUGUCCAGAUGUGUGCCGGAGGCACCGGAAGAACCCGAACUGGAGCCUGACCCAGAACCAGAGCCCGAACCGCAGGCAGAGUCAGGUCCUGACGCUAGCGCGGUGGAGGCUUCAGGGGAAAUAGAGGGAAGCGCCGACGCUGAGCUCGAGGAGUUUGAAGCGCUGGAGAAGGCCGCCGCCGAGGAGGCCGCCGCCGAGGUCAACGGCGUACCCGCAGUCGCAACCGAUGUCGCCGACGAGGUGCAAAACGACAUCGCACAGGACGAUGCGCCUGCAGAAAAUCCAGAAACCGCGGGGGAGGGUGCCGAUCCCGCCGAGGGAGAGCCACCUGCUGAAGACGAUGCGGCGGGGGCGGAGGAGGAUGAAGAGGAAGACGAUGACUCAGAUGCCGAUUCCGAGCCCGAGCCAGAACCCGAGCCCGAUCCCGAGCCCGAGCCUGAGGAUGACCCACCCGUGAUGCGUUCGAUGUCCAUGCGCUACUCCCUGGACCUCUCCGAUGAAGCGCAGCGCGACAUUCUUCGCGCUGCCUGCGAGCAAGCCGCGAACGGAGAGAUUCCGUGGCGGUGCUUUCGCAACCUUCGCGUCAACGGCGCGCGGACCGACGCCGUCAAGCUCAUCGAAGAGCGAAAACUCAAACGUGCAAAGAAACGAAGAGCGUCCGACGAUCCUGCCGACCUGGAGACAGUCGCUCCAAAUGAGCUUUUUGAAGCCAUCACGGUUGACACCGCCGCGGCGAUUGUUGAUUUCGAUUUUUUCGGCGCAGACGUUUGGGACCGGGUCAACGUCGAGCCAAUGUCCGGCGACUGGGUCGGAGAUCGGAGCGAGCAACACUGGGUGCUCGAUCAUGGCUAUCUCGACGGCUACGAGCUCAGGCUCGAGGCUGAGCGAGUACGUUGUGGGCAUCCGUACCAUCUAUGGCUGCUCCUGAAUGAUUCGGUUGAGGGACGCGUGACGCGAUCGGCAUGGACAGCGCCGGAUGGACGCCUGCGAGCCGUCGAAACCUCCGUGACGGGUCAACUCCUCGCGGAUACCGCAAGCCUGGCGUUCCAGAAAGACUGGGACAGAUCGAUGCUCGCUGCAGCACGACGGGAGAGAUCCGCCGCCGCGAAGGAUUUGGCUUCUGACUUUGACUGCCCGCUCCGCCAGUACUGGCGGGCACUCGGGCCGGACGUAGAGGGACAACCGGGAAACAGGAAGGUUUCGACCGCAAAGACCGCGAUGGGAGAACUUUCUCUCGCCACCGGUGGAGUCUAUCCAACCGAAGAGCGGGUCUUAUCCUGCUGUGCCCUCACGGAGGAAUCGGCUGCGGCUCGGGCAAAAUUCCAGUCUUCGCUUGACGAGUGGAUGGCGAGACAUCCGGAUGAAACCCCGGAACCGGUGUCCGACAAACGCGUCGCGGAUGCAAACAAAGCUGGGAAAUCUGACGGCGCCACGGGGGAGACGGACGAUCCGGCGCCGACGAUGCCCGCGGUUGAGCGGAUGCUGACAUGGCGAGCUUUUGAAGCGCUAUUCAUGACGAUGGACUUUUCACCCGAGCCGUGUUCAAGCCGCUUUGAGCCCCCGGAGGAUGCCCCGUGGUGGUUCGAGCCUGAACCUGCACCCCAGUCCGAACCCGGGCAAAACGAAGAUGCCGAACCAGGUCCGGAGCCGGCGGCGACUCCGAAGAAGGGUGGUAAGGGUGGCAAGAAGGGCGACAGGGCUCCAAACGAAAUUCCCCCGCCGCCGCCGGAGCCAGACACCCCCGUCCCUGAGACACCCGCCGGCGAAGGCGGCGAAGCUGACGCGGCGCAGGAGGCAUCGGACGCCGGGGACGCACGAAAACCGUGGCCGGCACCAGCGACGACGAUGCCGCGGAUGCCGUGCUCGGGAGUGCCGACGAUUGACGCCGCGCUCACGUCGGAGCUUCUCGAGCAAUAUCCGUCGGAGCCGCCCGAGGCGAAGCCGAUUGACGCGGGGACUGUCGCGCGGAACGGGGACAGGACGGCGGCUGGAUACUGGGAUGGAGACGAUAUGGUCGCCGCCGCGGCGGGCAUCGCACCACCUCACGACCCGCCGAGUGCAGACGACGACACAGCAGAGGAUCCGAUUGGUGAGGCAAAGAGAAAGUGA